AUGGCUCGGACGUGUCCACAUUGUGGAUGCUCCGAUAUCGAUGAGGAUACAGGGCGAGGCGAUGCCACCUGUAUGCGAUGCGGAACCGUUCUUGAAGAAUCAAUUGUUGUGGCUGAAAAUCAGUUUCAAGAGAGAUCUGGUGGUUCUGGUCACACUCUAGUCGGUCAAUUUGUAUCUCUUGAGCGCGGGCAAGCUCAGGCGCGAGCUGCCGCUCACGGAUUGGUCUCACAAGAAUCUCGAGAAGUCACUUUUGCGCGUGGCAGGAAACUCAUAGAAGAAAUAGCUAGUCAACUUCGAAUAAAUCAACAUUGCAUUGAUACAUCGUACAACUUUUUCAAGAUGUCAGUCAGUCGUAAUCUCACACGUGGACGCGUCAGAUCUCAUGUAGUAGCUGCUUGUUUAUAUAUGACCUGUCGCCUAGAGAACACGGCGCAUUUACUUCUUGACUUUAGUGAUGUUACCCAGGUGAACAUGUUUGAUCUCGGUCGUACGCUUAACUUUCUAUCUCGUUCUUUACGGAUCAAUCUGCCGUCCACGGAUCCCUGUCUCUACAUAAUGCGAUUCGCAUGUCUUAUGGAGUUAGGAGAGAAGCUCAAAGAGGUUGUGAAUCUCGCUACUAGGCUGGUUCAGCGGAUGAAGCGAGAUUGGAUGUCUAUGGGUCGUCGGCCAACAGGACUGUGUGGCGCUGCACUUCUCCUAGCAGCAAGAGCAUACAACUUCAACCGAACGAUCAGUGAUGUCGUCAAAGUGGUGCACAUUAGCGAGUCAGUGGUUAGGAAACGUCUGGAUGAGUUCAGUAAAACUCCGUCGUCUGCUCUGACAAUUGAUGAGUUCACCACUAUAGAUUUGGAACAUGAGGAAGAUCCUCCUGCUUUCCGUGAGAGCCGCAGAAAGGCCCGCGAAGAACAAAUCGCUAAAGAGGCUGAAAUGACUGCUCAAAUGGAGAGGGAGUUAGUACUUGGUGUUGAACGAGAUCUGGUGCUUCCCAUAGAGAAAGAGGUCGAGCGUGCCCUUGAAAAGAAAAGAAGGGAAAAGUUCAGGAAUACGCGAUAUGCGAAAAUUGUAGCCGGCGACUUAGAUGAUCCGGAAGUUGGAGUUGCUGAAGGAAACCUUGUGCGAAAUGAAAUCAUGGACUCAGUGUAUCGUGCUGCAGAUGAUGAAGAAGAAAGACCUAAGACACCAGACUACAGCCAUCUGGGGCCGACGUUACAUUCACUUGGUAUUAGUCCCCUGAAGCCAUCGCCUGUGCCAAGCUUGAAUACUUCGGUUGAGACAUCUACUCCUCUUCCAUCCCAAGACAGGCCUGAUGGAUCGCUGGACCUUUCAGGUAUUGACGACGACGAAAUUGAUACCUACAUCCUCACAGCAAAAGAAUCUGAAUUGAAAGAGCGCUUUUGGAUGAAGCUGAAUGGAGAACACCUCAAAGAAAUGGAGCGGAGGCGAAGAGAACGCGAAGAGGAGGAAGAGAAAGAAAAGGACAACCCGUCGAAGAAAAGACGACGACGUACGAAUGCUCCUCGACAGAACUUGGCAUCUAGUACAGCUAUUGAAGCUAUGGAGAAGAUUAUUCAUGAAAAGAAGCUUUCUAACAAAGUUAAUUACGAAAUUUUGAAAGAAAUUGAGCAUACGGCAACAGGAGUUGAACCAUUGGAGCGAGAGCCAAACUCUUCACAAGUGAUUGAGAAUGUGAAUAAUCUCGUAGCAACACUAGCGAUGGAUAAGAUGACAAAAUCUGAAAGCCUUUUGGGGAACACGGAUCCUUUCCCUAUUACGCCGGAGAACAUGUCACGAAGAGAAAGGGAAAUUGCCAGGAGAAACAAACCACUCAAAGACCCAUCAGCAUUGAGACUAGCGUUCAAAAUGGAACCAUCAACGCUGUUUGGAGGAGUCUCCGAAAUACCCAAAGCGGAAUCAAAACCCAUUGCUCUUAGCCGGACAAAAGCGAAAGGUUGGAUUUUAAACUGGAGGCUUACUCAACAAUACCUAAACGGUUGA
Molecule: messenger RNA, 1995 nt
Organism: Cooperia oncophora
Lineage: Eukaryota; Metazoa; Nematoda; Chromadorea; Rhabditida; Trichostrongylidae
Source: the annotation of a GenBank genome assembly